Messenger RNA from Metopolophium dirhodum (rose-grain aphid), 1491 nucleotides. Its product is annotated as 52 kDa repressor of the inhibitor of the protein kinase-like. The record is from RefSeq and is a predicted model, not a curated record. Lineage: Eukaryota; Metazoa; Arthropoda; Insecta; Hemiptera; Aphididae. Gene Ontology annotation, molecular function: protein dimerization activity. The transcript is spliced from 5 exons. Bases 1 to 1491 code for a protein of 496 amino acids.
AUGACACUAGUUUCAAGAUAUAUUUUUGGUGGAAAAAUAAAAGAAGACUUUGUUUCGUUCAUAAACUGCCACACAUACUUUUAUAAUAACCAAAAAUCAAACCAAGAGGAACAGAUCAAUGACAAUGAAGAAUCUACAGAAAAUGAUGAAAACACUCUUAUUGAACCUAAACUCACUGGUGAUAACACUGUUGGAAUUUCUACUGAUGGUUGCUCGGUAAUGACUUCCACUGUUCGUGGCGCUGUUAAAUAUAUUCAAUCUAACGCAACUCCAAACGCAGUCUAUAGCCCAUGUUCUAAUCAUUGUUUAAAUUUAUCAAUUUCUAAAUCAUCUAGUGUCAUGUCAGUUAAAAACUCUGUUGGUAUUAUUAAAGAAACUGUAAAAUUUUUUAAUAUGUCAGCAAAAAGGAAUUUUGUUCUAAAAAAAGUAUUUGGUAAAGAAAAACAUUUAAUGAGUCUAUGUGAAACCAGAUGGACUGAAAGACAUGAUAGCAUUUUAAUAUUUAAGAAUUCUCUACAAUAUAUUAUUAAAUCUCUGAACCUUAUAACCGAGUGGCAAGAUAAUGAUUCGUCAGUGAAAGCUUACUCUCUUUUAAAUUCAUUAACUACAUGUGAAUUUAUAAUAUCAUUGUUUACACUAUCAGAUUUACUUUACUUAACAGCACCUGCAAGUAAACUACUUCAAGGUAUUCAAAAUGAUUUAAAUUUUGCUGAAGAUUGCUUUAAGGAUAUUAUAAACGUUAUGGUAAAUAGGCGGUCAAACAGUGAUAUACAUUUCAAAACAAUAUUUGAAGAAAGUAAAAAACUGAUGGAAAAAUUAGAUGUGGAACUUAAGUUACCACGCAUUACUAAGCAUCAAAUACAUAGACCAAAUAUUUUAUCUGUUUCUAUUGAAGAAUACUUUAGAAUUUCUGUUUAUAAUGUACUGUAUAAUCAUGUACUCGAUGAUCUAAAAGAUAGAUAUUUAAGUAAAAAAAAUUUAACUGUUUAUAAAUUAUUACUUCUUAUACCAAAAAGUGUUGUUGAUAUCAAGUCGGAUGAUAUAAAUUAUAUUGCAGAAAUUGUUGAUAAAGAAUACUCAUAUUUACACAUAGAAAAACAAUAUUUAACUUCUGAACUUGAAUUAUGGAUUGCCAAAUGGACCAGAGUUAAAAAUGAAGGAGGUCAUAUACCAAUUACUGUCAUAGAUGGUUUGGAUCAUUGUCAGGAUGUACUAUUCCCAAAUAUUAAAACAUUGCUUUUAAUUAUUGGUUGUCUACCCAUCAGCGUUGCAUCAGCUGAAAGAAGUUUUUCUACUUUGCGCAGGUUAAAGGAUUGGUUAAGAUCACGAAUGUGUCAAGAUAGAUUAAAUGGUUUAGCUUUACUUCAUGUUCAUAAGGAAAAAGAAGUAUCAAUAGACAACAUCAUUGAACGGUUUUCAAAACAUAUAAACUUAGAUGGAUACCUGAAAACAAUGAUGUGGAAAAGAAACGAAUUCAAAACUUGUGAAUAA